Molecule: messenger RNA, 577 nt
Organism: Rubroshorea leprosula
Lineage: Eukaryota; Viridiplantae; Streptophyta; Magnoliopsida; Malvales; Dipterocarpaceae
Source: the annotation of a GenBank genome assembly
ACCCUAUGGGCCAGGUUCAAAUCCGAAAGUUUAAAGUUUAGGAAGGGUGUAAAUGUAAUUUAGCCUUUAUAUCGCAAAAUGCAUUUCCUCUCGUCUCCUCCUCGAUCGAUUUCCACUACCUUUAUCUCCGCUUCCUUUCUUUUCUUGUUGCGGUUCAUGCCUUCAUCGUCUGGAGGAAGGGCUGGGCGGCAUAGACGAUGGCUUGGUCGCAUGGUGAGUCUGUUAGAGUGCCGAUCCGACCUCGUUGGCCAAGAAAUUUGGAUACAGCAUUCUUGAUUCUUUUUAGCCCUCGUUCAGUGCCGUGGGCGUCCGAUCGCCGUCUGGUGGAAGGGCUGAGCGGCACCGGGCGACGCGUUGGUCACAUGGCGGAUCUGUGCUCCCGAAGCGCCGACUGGUGCUCGAGGGCACAAUGUCGCCGUUUAGCAUCGGAUUAGGUCAAGCACAGUUUCUCUUUUUCAUGUCGAUCCAUUCUUGUGAGGACGGGAAUUGUAUUUAUCUUUUUGGCCCAUCAAUUAUCUUCUUUCUUCGUCUUCCCCUUCAAUACAAAAGGAAAAGGAGAUAAAUAUUUUUUAUUUUU